AAGGAUUAAGCCGAAGAAGAUUUGGCGGGAAACAGAAAUCCUACAAAGCUGCUACUGCAGCAGCAUAGAGUAAGAACAUAACCGUUCCGCAUUCUGAUCUCCAUCUUCAUUCUUCACAGCCUCAACUCACGAGUCACGAUGGUGGGCCCACAGUACGAUCUCCUCGCCAACCCACUCGGUGCGGUCAGAUCCACCUUCGACGCCGCUAUAGCCACCGGUUCCGAUCCCACUUCUUUAAACAACCGCGACUGGGGCGUCAUCGAUCUCUUCCGCAACCUUCUCUCCGACCAAUCACAUCUCUCUCAGGUUCCGCUUCUCACCCCAGCCACUGUCAGAUACGUGAAACCCUAUACUCUUGUUCGGUUUCGUGGUAUGAUUCAGGAUAUGCUUGGAAAUGAAUUUUAUGUUGGCGCUUUUAAGGAUGGUUCGGUGUGGAGGACCAAUAAAUUUACGGAUUUUUGUCAACAUUCAAUUCCUGUCGGUUGCUCUGCUGAUACGCCGAUCUGGGAACGGAGAUUGCUUUACUGUGUUCCGGUUCCGGGACUGAAUUCAUGGGCAGAACCUUCAGCAGAAGCAGUUGGCAAUCCAUCUAUGGAUUGGACAUCUGAGCAAAGAGAAAAGAGGAGGAGAGGAGAUGAAGAGUCUCCUUCUAACAUGCCUGUUGAGGGUGACGAGGUUGAGGGUUCUCCUAAUACUAAAAGAAUGAGAGAAGGUGAAUGCACUUCCCCUGCCUCUCAGUCUCACGGAGCUGUACCUGAGAUCGCUGGCUCUAGUAUGAGUUUAUUGCCUGGUCUCAAUGGCAACUCAUCUAGUUGUAUUGUAAAGGUAUAUGACACACCAGAGUCUGAACUGAAGCUGAAUGACAUUUUUGAGUUUGUGGGUAUCCUUACAUCUGAUCCAGAGCUUCAGGAGGACAACGAAGAUAGUGAUUUAUCAAAUGGAUUUGGUGAAGAUCCCUUGCAUCAUUUCCCAGCUGACAAGGUACCACGCCUUCAUUGUUUUAUUCACAGAAAACUUUCGGUUCAGGACUUCCUUCAGAAUAAGCCUAUUAUAGAGCCAAAACCUGACUUGGUCAAAGGCAUCAGGGAGUCUCUCUUAAGACAUCUCUCAGCUGUUCUAGGCAAUGAUGAGGUAGCUGCUCAUUUCAUGUUGCUGCAUCUCCUAUCCAAGGUGGAAGCCAGGGUAGAUGCUCUUGCUGUGGGAAAGUUUUCAGUAAAUUUUACUUGUUUUAGCAAAGAAACUGCAUCUAUCGGAAAACAACUAAACCAUGCUGUCAAGAACCUUGUGCCUUUCACACAUUGCAUGCCCCUUACAGUGCAAUACUUGAACACUGCUUCUCUUGCACCAAAAAAGAAUUAUGAUACAAAUAGAUUAGAAACUGGUGUCUUGCAACUAGCUGAAGGUUCACAUUUAAUUGUUGAUGAGACACAAUUAAAAGCUGGAACUCUCAAUUCUGUGGGUGUAGAGAAUGCAAGGUUGCUGAAAAAUGUAAUGGAGUUGCAAAAGGUGGAAUAUGAUUUCAAGUACUAUAAAAUGGAGAUGGCAACCGAUGUCCAACUGUUAGUUUUGUCUGAGGGGAAAUCAAAUAUCUUACCAGCUGAUGUAAUUGUACCUAUCCGGCCUUCUGCAACCAUUUGCUUGGAAGCUGUGGCAGCAGAAGCUUUGGAAGCUUGGAGGUGGUAUUUAGCUACUGUUCGACAACUGCCACACUCUUUUGAAUCAGAAACUCAGCAGGUGGUAGAAAGUGAUUUAGUUGCCGCAAUACAAGCAGACAGGAGUUUGAAUACCCAAGAUUUAAGCAGAUUGGUAACAAUGGGUCGCCUCAUGUGUUUAAGCUUUGGUGAGACCACCCUGUCACUAGAACAUUGGCAAAUGACCAAGGAAUUGGAGAGACUCCGCAGAGAGAGGUUAAAUUGAAAUACUGAUUGGAAUUAACACAAGGUCACUGCCACCGCCUUAAUUUCUGAAUGCCAGUCUUAUUACCCAGCAUAUUGAACUUAUGAAUGAAUGUUUAGAAAGAAUCUAGUAGUCGGUUCCAUAAGUUAAAAUGUGGUAAAAGCAAUAUGAUGCCAUUUCAUAUAGUCAUGAAAAAUGUAUUUCUGGUUUUCUUGCCAUUAAGGCUAAGUGACAGUCCUUUCCUACAUGUCAUCAUUAGGCAAAUAAGCAAUAUAUAUUCUAUGUCCGCAUGAAGCUAUCUAGGUUUUAGAGGUAAACCUCUACUUUGUUAAAAAAAUUAUGAAUAAUGCUAGCAAAAUCUAACACA
This is a messenger RNA of Medicago truncatula (barrel medic), 2263 nucleotides long. Its product is annotated as mini-chromosome maintenance complex-binding protein. Gene Ontology annotation, molecular function: chromatin binding. Gene Ontology annotation, biological process: DNA-templated DNA replication. The coding region runs from base 139 to 1917 and encodes 592 amino acids. The transcript has 14 exons. The record is from RefSeq and is a predicted model, not a curated record. Lineage: Eukaryota; Viridiplantae; Streptophyta; Magnoliopsida; Fabales; Fabaceae.